AGUCAAGCCUAGCUCGGCGGCGCGUAGCCAGUUGCUGAGCCAGUCUGCGACACCGAGACGCCUUCGCCUUCCCUCCCCGGAGACACCCAGGCCUUCCAAGGACCCCCAAGGACUUCCAAGGACAUUCCAACAUGAGGGAGUGCAUCUCGGUCCACAUCGGGCAGGCGGGCGUGCAGAUCGGCAAUGCGUGCUGGGAGCUGUACUGCCUGGAGCACGGCAUCCAGCCCGACGGCCAGAUGCCGUCCGACAAGACGCUGGGCGGCGGCGACGACUCCUUCAACACCUUCUUCAGCGAGACGGGCGCCGGCAAGCACGUGCCGCGCGCCGUGUUCGUGGACCUGGAGCCCACCGUGGUGGACGAGGUGCGCACCGGCACCUACCGCCAGCUCUUCCACCCGGAGCAGCUCAUCACGGGCAAGGAGGACGCCGCCAACAACUACGCGCGCGGCCACUACACCAUCGGCAAGGAGAUCGUCGACCUGGUGCUGGACCGCAUCCGCAAGCUGGCCGACCAGUGCACCGGCCUCCAGGGCUUCCUCAUCUUCCACUCGUUCGGGGGCGGCACCGGCUCUGGCUUCACGUCGCUGCUGAUGGAACGCCUCUCCGUCGACUUCGGCAAGAAGUCCAAGCUUGAGUUCUCCAUCUACCCGGCGCCGCAGGUGUCCACGGCCGUGGUGGAGCCCUACAACUCGAUCCUGACGACGCACACCACGCUGGAGCACUCGGACUGCGCCUUCAUGGUGGACAACGAGGCCAUCUACGACAUCUGCCGCCGCAACCUGGACAUCGAGCGGCCCACCUACACCAACCUGAACCGCCUCAUCGGCCAGAUCGUGUCCUCCAUCACGGCCUCGCUGCGCUUCGACGGCGCGCUCAACGUGGACCUCACCGAGUUCCAGACCAACCUGGUGCCGUACCCGCGCAUCCACUUCCCGCUGGCCACCUACGCCCCGGUCAUCUCCGCCGAAAAGGCCUACCACGAGCAGCUGACGGUGUCCGAGAUCACCAACGCGUGCUUCGAGCCCGCCAACCAGAUGGUCAAGUGCGACCCGCGGCACGGCAAGUACAUGGCCUGCUGCAUGCUGUACCGUGGCGACGUGGUGCCCAAGGACGUGAACGCCGCCAUCGCCACCAUCAAGACCAAGAGGAGCAUCCAGUUCGUGGACUGGUGCCCGACGGGCUUCAAGGUGGGCAUCAACUACCAGCCGCCCACCGUGGUGCCCGGCGGCGACCUGGCCAAGGUGCAGCGCGCCGUCUGCAUGCUGUCCAACACCACGGCCAUCGCGGAGGCCUGGGCGCGCCUCGACCACAAGUUCGACCUGAUGUACGCCAAGCGGGCCUUCGUGCACUGGUACGUCGGCGAGGGCAUGGAGGAGGGCGAGUUCUCCGAGGCGCGCGAGGAUCUGGCCGCCCUGGAGAAGGACUACGAGGAGGUCGGCGUGGACUCGGUGGAGGGCGAGGUCGAGGACGGCGACGAGUACUAGGCGCCGCGACACUAACCUUUUCUAAUUUAUGUUCAUGUUCACAGUGUAGUGCCUUCAGGGAUAUUUAAUAAGUUCAUUAUUUGUAACCACUAUAUUUGUACUGACGAUGUUUUUUUUAUUGAUUUCAAAACGCUUUGUACUUCCUUUUUUUACCUGAUUGGAUAAACGCUUGCUGAAACCGGCAAGGCUGAGACUA
Thrips palmi is the source of this 1680-nucleotide messenger RNA. RefSeq names its product tubulin alpha-3 chain-like. The record is from RefSeq and is a predicted model, not a curated record. Gene Ontology annotation, cellular component: cytoplasm; microtubule. The transcript is spliced from 8 exons. The coding region runs from base 132 to 1484 and encodes 450 amino acids. Gene Ontology annotation, molecular function: structural constituent of cytoskeleton; GTP binding. NCBI's taxonomy places the organism in Eukaryota, Metazoa, Arthropoda, Insecta, Thysanoptera, Thripidae. Gene Ontology annotation, biological process: microtubule cytoskeleton organization; mitotic cell cycle.